UAGUACCACUUACCUCUCACUCACUCGUCACCGAACGUUUCUGUCUCUCUUUCUGUGUGUUUGUGUGGUUCAGCGCAUUUGAUACAAGAUAUAGGAAAAUGGGGUCAUGGCGGUGGUCCUCCACCUCUGCCUUUUACCCCAGCUACUGCCGUUGUCAUGCUCCUCUCUCCCUCCAUAAUUUUUCAUUUUCAACACCUUCUUCUUCUUUCAAGAUUUCUACUGGAAUUAAGGCUAGGCUUCAGCUUCAACACUACAACAAAAAAACCACCACCAACAACAACGUCAAGAACAGGAAAAACUUCACUGGUUUCAGAGAUAUAAUCGUCAGAUGCACCAGCGACACAUCCAACACCGACUUGGAAGAAAAACAGCAAGAACAAGAAGCUGUUGGUUUUGAUUCCGUGAGUACAGGACAGGACAAUAAUAAAGUCGUUGCUAUCUUAGCUGAAAAUUCUAAAGAAGAAGAAGGAAUAUUAGAAUUAGUAUGGGAAUGGGCAGUGCUAGUUUCGCCAUUCUUCUUCUGGGGUACAGCUAUGGUGGCCAUGAAAGAAGUGAUUCCAAAGUAUGGCCCUUUCUUCGUUUCCGCCUUUCGUACCAUCCCAGCUGGCUUUCUCUUGAUCGCAUUCGCGGCUUCGCGUGCUCGCCCCUUUCCUUCUGGACUCACCGCUUGGCUUUCCAUCACUCUCUUCGCUCUUGUUGAUGCCGCUUGUUUCCAGGGCUUUCUUGCUGAAGGGUUACAGAAGACAUCGGCUGGUUUGGGUAGCAUAUGGAUUCAAACACUUUCUUCCAGGGGACCGAUUACAUGGAUAAAUUUUUUUUGGAAGAAAGCAAUUCCUCAGGUGAUAAUUGACUCUCAACCUUUAACAGUGGCUAUACUUGCGUCUUUGUUAUUUGGUGAGUCCAUUGGGUUUGUUGGAGGUGCAGGGCUUGUACUUGGUGUCAUAGGACUUUUACUCCUUGAGGUAUCUGCAAUUUCUUUUGAUAGCAGUAACUUUACAUUGUGGGGAAGUGGGGAGUGGUGGAUGCUUCUUGCAGCUCAGAGCAUGGCAAUUGGCACAGUCAUGGUCCGCUGGGUUUCCAAGUACUCUGAUCCUAUCAUGGCAACUGGAUGGCACAUGGUUAUUGGUGGCCUCCCUCUUGUGACAUUCUCCAUUCUUAAUCAUGAUCCUGCUGUCACUGGGAGUCUAAAGGAGUUCACUGCUAAUGAUGUUUUGGCACUCCUGUAUACUUCCAUUUUUGGAAGUGCUGUAAGCUAUGGUGUAUUUUUCUAUAAUGCAACAAAAGGUAGCCUGACAAAGCUGAGCUCCCUUACCUUUCUAACCCCAAUGUUUGCUUCAAUUUUUGGGUUUAUAUAUCUUGGUGAGACCUUCUCACCCUUGCAACUAGUUGGGGCUGUUGUUACUUUGGUUGCAAUAUACAUGGUUAACUAUAGGAAUGUUGUGGAAUGAAGCAUUCCUAUGAUCAAUAUGGGUCGAUUUAAGAUUUAAAUGAAAGGAAUGCAAUGCUCAUCUGAAUGCUGUGGAAUGAAGCAUAUGAUCAAUAUGGGCUGAUUUGACAUUUGAACGAAAGGAAAGAAAUGCUCGUUUGAAGGCUACCUCUUGAUCCUCAUGACUUGGUUUGGAGAUGUUUGUAGUAUGUAUGAACAUAAACUUGGAUACAUAUUAGAAUGAAUCAAUAAACCAUUCAAGUAGUAAUGCAAACCUGUAAAUAUGGUUCCCAAUUCUUGUCAAUUUCUAAGCUUUAGUGAGGAUUUAAAAGGUUGGAGCUAUUAUCUCAGAGCUAUGGUAUCAUGGUAGAUUGCUUGUGGAAAGCCCAUGUCAGCCCCAAGCCCUAAUUAGGGAUUAGUUAUUUCCAGUUUUGUUUUUCUGGAGAAGGAUCAAGGUAUAAUAUGCGCUUGAUGUUAUUUGUGACAGAAACCAGUAUUGAAAAUCAUUGUGUCCAAAAUGGCUCAAGUCUUUUGUAUUGAUUUGGUGUAUGAUGUCGAUUGGAACUAAAAUACAUUUUGAGAUUGUUCAACAGUAUUGAAAUUUUAAUGUGAAUUUACUAUUUUUCAAUUUUA
This is a messenger RNA of Quercus robur (English oak), 2059 nucleotides long. Its product is annotated as WAT1-related protein At3g02690, chloroplastic. The record is from RefSeq and is a predicted model, not a curated record. The transcript has 8 exons. NCBI's taxonomy places the organism in Eukaryota, Viridiplantae, Streptophyta, Magnoliopsida, Fagales, Fagaceae. Gene Ontology annotation, cellular component: chloroplast; membrane. The coding region runs from base 99 to 1448 and encodes 449 amino acids.